CGUUAGUUGGUUACUUAGCUCGGGAGUCCUCCUUCACUCAAGUCUACCGACAAAGAGGAGGGAAAAUAUGCCAACUAACUGCUCCUGACCGUCAAAGCGGGUUUAAAUAAUGAACUUUUAUCGCCUGGCUCUUCUGGUGGCAGCUUUUGCCUGUGCGUGUGAUGGCGUGCACGUCACGGUGCGUGAGAAUCAGCAGUAUGCCAUGCUCUUCCAGUCGGUGGUCCUCCCGUGUCAGUACCAGACAGCCUCCACCCAUACCCCGGUGGUGCAGUGGUGGUACAAGUCCUACUGCAGGGACCGCACCAGAGAGUCCUUCGGCCUGCCAGAGAGCGUCCACGCCCCGCAGCUGGGCGCCAGUUCCCAAUUGGAAUGCCCGGACAGCGCCCGCACGGUCCGGGCGGUGGCUUCGGCCCAAGGAGCCUCCCUGACACUGUCGGAGCACUACAAGAACCGAGACAUCUCCAUCAUAAAUAAAGCAGACCUGCGGAUCGGCGAGCUGCAGUGGGGCGACAGCGGGGUGUACUACUGCAAAGUGGUCAUUGCGAAUGACCUGGAGGGCCAGAACGAGGCCCAGCUGGAGCUGCUGGUGCUCGGCAGGACAGCUCAGAAGGACGAUAUUCUACCUGAGUUUGAUGUGGAGAUUAUGCCAGAGUGGGCGUUUGUCGGCUGCGUGGCUGUGGGCAGCUUCCUGUUUCUGCUACUGUUGGGUAUCUGCUGGUGCCAGUGUUGUCCUCACUCCUGCUGCUGCUACGUGCGAUGCUGCUGCUGCCCCGAGACCUGCUGCUGCCCGCGACAUCUGUACGAGGCGGGGAAGAAGGCCAAGACUGCUCCGCCCGCUCCGGUCCCCGUGUAUCCCUACUACAUUCCUGGCGUUCCCGCCGUGAUGCCACUCGCCCCUUCAUCCCACAUGGACCCAAAAGUGGUUUCCGUCCCCUCUAUGGAAAAUAACCUAGCUGGAGUGCGCAGUGGUUACCGACUGAAAGGCAGUCAGGACCAGGACUCACUGAAAGUUCUUUAUUACAUAGAGAGGGAGCUGGCUCAAGUGCCGUAUGCCGCCAAGAUGGCUGCACUUCAACCCAGAAGCCUAUCAGAGCUCAGCUCUCUCCACGAGGGAGGAAAUACAGAUUUCAGACACACCUACCAGACCGUCCAGAUGAAGGCGCUGCCUCCCAUCGCCGACGCCGAUGACCGGUCAAUGCUGGGAGGGGCCCCGCCCGCCCAGAGUCGCAGACACAGGCUCCGGGAUCGUGACAACCACUCGGACGAUGAGCUGGACAGAAGAUGGAACACUCACUCAGAGCACCUCCAGAGAAAAACUCUGAGCAGAAGAGGGCACACCGGUUCGCUGGACGAGCUGGAGGAAUUUGCCCGCUCGUACGGUUCCCGUAGCCGCCGUCCAGAGGCGCUAGAGGUCCGUGAUUACAGCCCUCCGAGACGUUCCUACAGAGACGUGGAUGACGGCUGGGCUCGUCGCAGCCCCUCUCCUUUACCGCAGAAAAGAAGGGGCACGUGGGACAGCGAACUCGCCUCCCGACCGCCCCGUCCCCGGGAUUACGACGACGCCUUCCUCAACCACGUGCUGGAGAACAAAGCGAGGAGGCCCGGCGGCGACAGAGGCAGAGCGGAUGAGGACAGUGACACCCCCUCCAAAGGCAGCUCCAGAGGGAAAGGCAGCAGCUACUACAGCCGAUCGCCUAGCAACCGUCCAGAAGAUGAGGAUUCUUUGCCUCCCUACUCAGAGAGGGAGGCGGAGCGGUACCGCAGGGCCGCCCAGAACCCGGACAGGUACCGCACCGGGUAUGACACCUCAGAGCCUGGCAUGAGGCCUUUCUCGUAUACGCGACCUCGGCAGGGGAUGACCCUCCCGCUGCAGAGUGGCAGAGAGGAAGCAGACAGGAGACACAACUUGGUGAGUUACUUGUAGCUGGAAAGACAGUAAAAGAAUACCUUAUUGACCCAGAUGUAAGACGUUUUUAUUUCCCUUGAAAAAAGUCGGAGAUAGAAUGGUCGUUUUGUAUUAGGGGUCUACAGAUUUACACAUGCAAACCAACAGGUGGUGCUUAACGACUUCUCCGCAUCCUUUUUACCCUGAUAUAUAUAAUACUUCAUUUUUUCAACGAAAAAAGUGAGAAAAAGAUGGGUCAUCCUAUGUUGGGUUGCCGAAGAUAUACAAAGCUUUUCUUCCUGAGUAUAAGACGAUAUUUUCCCACAAGAAUAUAAGUGAAAACACAAGGUUGUCAUAUUCCCAAGCAUUAGAGUUUUUUACCUGAAAACCAAACAACAAUCAAGUGAGUAUUUUCAAGAGAGUAUUUUUACAUAGAUUAUAAAAUUGUUGUACUGUAUUCUGGGUCUGGAAAUAGAUUUUUUUAAAUGUGUGGUCCGAUAUUCAGAGCCUGGAGAUGGAUUGAAAAAAUGUGUUGUCCUAUUAUUAGGGUUUGGAGAUAGAUAAAAAAAAUUGUUAUCCUAUAUUCAGAAUUUGGAUAUAGUAUAAAAAUGUGUUGUGCUAUAUUCACGGUCUGUAAAUAGAUUGUGUUGUCUUAUAUUCAGGGUCUGCAGACAGAUUAAAAAAACAUGUCUUAUAUGCAGAGCCCGGAAAUAGAUAAAAAAAAUGUAUGUCCUAUAUUCACGGUCUGGAAAAAGAUUGUGUUGUUUUAUAUUCAGGGUCUGUAGAUAUUUACAAAAAACAUAUUGUCCAAUAUUUAAACAAAACAUGUCCUAUAUUUAGGGUCUGGAGAUAAAUAAAUAAAAAGUGUUGUCCUAUAUGCAGGGUCUGGAGAUAGAUUACAAAACAUAUGUUGUCCUGUAUUCAGGGUCUAAAUAUCGAUUUUUUUUAAAUGUGUUAUUCCAUAUUCAGAGACUGGAGAUAUAUUUAAAAAUGUGUCUUGUAUUCAGUCAGGGUCUGGAGCUAGAUUUUAAAUUUGUCUGAUAUUCAGGUUCUGGAAAUAGAUUAAAACAUGUGUUGUCCUAUAUGCAGGGUCUGGAGAUAAAUUUAAAAAUGUAUCUUGUAUUCAGUCAGGGUCAGGAGAUAGAUUUAAAAAUGUGUCUUGUAUUCAGUCAGGGUCUGGAAAUAGAUUAAAAUGUGUGCUGUCCUAUAUUCAGGGUCUGGAGAUAGAAUAGAAUAGAAAGUACUUUAUUGAUCCCUGGGGGAAAUUCAGCAUGAAUAUAUGCUAAAUGAAUACAAACAUGUCCUAUAUUCAGGGUAUGGAGAUAGAAACAAAUGGUCCUAUAUUCAGGGUCUGGAGAUAGGUAAAAACCUAUGUCCUAUAUUCCAGGAUCUGGAGAUAGAAACAAAUUGUCCUAUAUUCAGGGUCUGGAGAUAGUUUAAAAAAAACAUGUCCUAUGUUCAGGGUCUGGAGAUAGGAAAAAAGUGUACUACAAGUUUGUAUAUUCAGGGCCUGGAGAUAGAAAAAAAGUGUCCUAUGUUCAGGGUCUGGAGAUAGAUAAAAAAGUGUGUCCUAUUUUGAGUUUCGGGUGAUUAAAACAUGCGAACCAACAAGUAUCACCAAAUGACCCAUUGCUUCCCAAGGAAAUCAGAGCUUUUCUUCCAGUUUAUAAGAUAACAUGUUUUCCCUACAAACUAAAUAGGGAAAAUAGUGGGUCUUAUACUCAUAAGUCUUAUGCAGAGCUUUUAUUCCUGAAUUUUUCGCCAGGAAAAUAAGGAAAAAGCACUUCUUGUCUUAAUUUGGAGCUGUAGAGGUUUAUACACGCCAAAUGACCCAUUCCUCCCCCACACAAAUAUAAGCAGCCCUUGCAUGCCACCCUCACCUCCUUCAUUCAUAAACAAUUUCAUCUCAUCAACUACUGUGCGACUAACCUAACCUCCGCUUCUUUGAAUGACACUUUAGCGAGUCCCCACGCCCUCCCCCGGCUGCAGCGAGUUAGCAUGAAUGCAAGGUGUCUAACAUGUGGCUCUCAACAUGCAUUUCCUCGACAGAGCACAGCACCAAGCAGGGAUUCACUGGUAGUGUGACGAGCCGCAUCACCACUUGGUUGUUUUGCUUCCAACCGUCCUCAUCUGCCGCACUGACUCCGCCCCUUUAAUAAGCCACAAACUUUCAUGCAAAUACUGUACAGUAGGUUUGCACCACUUUAAUGACUUGAAGCAAUUGAAGGACUUUUCACAGUGCCAACAUGUGUGUGUCUUAUCUGCCUACUGAUAGUCUUAUUAUUACAACAAUGCAACUCAGGAUCAUUUUGUAUUUUUGUAUCUACUGUACAUACUGUUUCUUCUCAAGUGGAUACACUGGAGCUGACUGUAAAUGUUGUUCUGCUGAAUAUCUUUGUAUGCCUUAAAUAAAUAAAAAA
Nerophis lumbriciformis (worm pipefish) is the source of this 4305-nucleotide messenger RNA. Lineage: Eukaryota; Metazoa; Chordata; Actinopteri; Syngnathiformes; Syngnathidae. The record is from RefSeq and is a predicted model, not a curated record.